CGUUUCGCAUUGAAAAGUUGAAAAGAGAGGUUUGGGGAGGCAGAACUAAAACAUCUGCUGCUUGUGUGAGACUUCAGUUACUGUUCUGUAAAUCCGGGUAGUCAUGGAUUUGGGUGAAAUUCUGAUGCAUAUUGAAAACGGGAACGAUGAGGAAGUUGAAAAGCGUUUGCAGGAAUAUAACGCAGAGAACUGUAAGACUUUUUCCUUUGACUGUAAACAAGAGGAGACUCGAAUAAAUCUGUGUAGGGGCAUACUCACAGUGCUUGGUCAGCCUGUGCAGCCCCAGUGUCAGAGCACCUGUCUGGAGACCAUGCGUAUCCUGUCUCGUGAUAAGCGUGUCCUUGGGCCUGUAGCCACCCACGAUGGUAUGGUCACUCUUGCCCGGCUGGCGUGCAUCCCGCUACCUGAUGUUGAUGUGGAACCUCCGGAGAAAACCGAGUCGGCCGCUGAGGAGCGGGUAGUAGUGGAGGCGCUCAAGUGCCUGUGUAAUGUGGUGUUUAACAGUGUGUCAGCACAGCAGGUGAGUGCAGAUGUGCAGCUGGCGCAGGGUUUGUGUGCCCGUCUGCGCUUACCUGGCCCCACCCAUCAUGAUGUGGAGCUCUUCUCUCUCCGUUUGCUCUUCCUGCUUUCUGCCUUGAGGCCAGAUGUCCGGAGGGUGCUGCGGCAGGAUUUAGAUGCUGUAGAGCUGCUCACUGGCGUACUCGAACAGACCUUGGAUGUGCGCUGGGCAGGGCUGUAUGAAGUCACAUGUCCUGACUCACAGGCCCCACCCAUUUCUCUGGAGAGGAACGAGAGGGCGAUGGAGUCACUCAAAGCCCUGUUUAAUAUCACCAUGGCUGACUCCAGUGAUGAGCAUAAUGAUCACCAGCUGAGGCGUAUAGUAGCCCUAAUGAGGCAUAUUCUAAUGCUGAGGGUUCAGACAGAGGAGAAAACAGAAGAAGCUCAUAGCCAUGCCAUAAAUCUUUUGAGCAACCUUCCCGUAUCCUGCUUGGAUGUCCUGAUUGAUGUGCCUGUACAGGGAGGACUUGAAGAAUAUGGUGGAAAGAAUAUGGAUGUUCUGCAGGUGCUUCUGGACUUCAUGGAGAAAAGAAUAGACAAGGGGUCAAACUACAAAGAAGGCCUGACUCCAGUGCUGAGCCUGAUGACGGAAAGUUCUAGGUACCACAGGGAGAUUCGCAGAUACUUCAAAGCUAAAGUUUUGCCACCUCUAAAAGAUGUGAAAGUGAGACCAGAAGUGGGCAGCACUGUGCGCAACAAACUGGUACGCCUCAUGACCCAUAUAGACAUGGGAGUAAAACAGGGGGCUGCCGAGUUCCUUUUCGUCCUCUGCAAGGAAAGUGUGGACAACCUUUUGAAGUACACUGGCUAUGGCAAUGCUGCAGGGCUGCUGGUGGCUCGGGGGCUGCUGGCAGGGGGCAGAGGAGACACGGAGUACUCUCCUGAUGAGGAUUCAGACACUGAGGAAUACAAAUCAGCAAAACCAUUCAUUAACCCAAUUACAGGCCACAUAGAGGAGCCGAUGCCGAACCCUCUUGAGGACAUGACUGAGGAACAGAAGGAAUAUGAAGCUCAGAAACUUGCAACCAUGAUUGGUGAAUUGUCAAGGCAGCAACUGAUCAAGCCAAUGGGUGUGAGGAAGGAUGGCUCACUAGCUCCCCUAGAGGAGACGCUACAUACAUGCAACGUUCCAGACAGCAGUGACUCGGAUUAAAAUGGGCGGAUUCACUUGCUCGCUCAACUGCCGCAAAGUCAGCACACCAUAUAAAACGUUAUUUCUUUCUAUAUCAUUAGUUUGUGUUAAAGAAUAUUGUUUGUGCCAGUUUGAUUUGUUCCAUGAUGUUUUAUACAUCGAUGCAAAUUAAUGACCAAUAGUGGAGUUGGAGGGCAGCGUAGUGGUUAGCACUGACUCUUCAAACCCAGAACCUUCUUGCUGUGAGGUGAGUGUGUUCUAUAAUAAUCCAGCAGAAGGCAGUGGGGAAACUCCUGUAAUUGUUCCCUAACUACUUUGAGGGCUGAAGUCGUCAAAGUGGACCUGUCAUCAGACAGAACGUUAAAGAAGAAAGUGGAGUUAGAGUGAAGUGUACAUAUAAAUCAAACAGGCACAAACGUGACAAUGAUGGGGUGAGAUUUUGAAGUUUAAUGCUCCGUGAUGUCCCUCUCGUCCAUACAUUUACAAUAGCCAUUUUAUCUCCGUAACCAAGUUAACAAGAAAUUUUUGGCACAAACGAAUACACAUGACAUUAUUUUUCAAUAUUGUGCCACAUUCAACCAGUUCCUCCCUGAUGCUCAGGACAAAGCAGCUCCUAAAGAAAGAGUCUGCAUCCGUGUCAGACCAUAAAUGAUCCCGCUCAGAAGCAGAAAGAACAUGCUGUAAGGUGACAGUUUGUCUCUCUGUGAGCUCAGUUUUGAAUUUUACUUUACCUUGUUACUUUUGGUGUUCAUUCCUGACCUUAUUUGAGGUGCACUGAGCUGUUAAUAGGCACUUAUACCUAACGGAGGGAGAUGUAGGACAGUCGACUGUUUAAUAUUAAUCAUGCAAGUGUAAGUAGAACAGCUAGCGUGGGCUGCUCUUAAAGGUGACACCCCCCCCCCCCCCCCCCUCUUCUCCCCCUCUCCUUUCCUCCCUCCAAAAUAGGUGGGUGAACAGUAAUGUUCAUUAAUAAGUGUAUUGUUAAAUAUAAGAAAAGGUGAACUUUGGAAAUCACUGAAUGUCCUCACUAGUGUUUCUUUUAAAGACUGAUACUUGUUUAAUAGAGUAUAGUUAACCACAGUGGGUUUAAUACUAAAGAGAAUGCUGGAAUCACAAAAGGUCUCUCUUUUAAAUUCAUGAAUACAAAGUGUUAGUGUCAUUUAUGUACAGUAAUAAUGUAUCUAAUACACAUUUUCUAUAGUUUUGUUCGGAGACAUUCACUGUUGGAACAGUUCAUUUCUGCUUGGUCUAAAGCCUUAUUUCUUUUGGGGUUGAAAUACAGAAGUUGUAGUGCCUUUUUUUUUUUUUUCUUUCUAAAUAUAUAUAAACAGCUUUGAACAGUGUAUUUGCAUUUUUCUGAACCUGCACUGAAAUUGGUUUGUGUCAAGGUCCCUUGUUCAACUCCUGGAACAUCAGAUUUUCAACUAAAUGUAGAGUUGUCUUUUCAGGUAUCAAUUUCUCUUAGUUCAAAAUGGUUCACUUUUUUUUUAAAAAAAAAAAAGCAUAUCUUACAGUUCACUGAACAUUUGUAUAUUUGCACAUCCACUUCUUUUAAAGCCAAACUGACUGCUUUUUCCUCAGUUAUAUUUUUGUUCUCCUGAACACGCUCAAUUUAUUAUUCUGUAAACUGGGAAAUCAGACUUUCUAUUUGCAUUAUAAAAUGCUGAGAACAUAAAUGCUACAGAUUGAAAUUACUCAUUGUAAAAGUUCGUUUUCUAAGGCAAACAACCUGUAUAGUAACGGGCUCAAAAUGAAUUGCACGUAAAUUAAGCAAAAUACAGGGUUAGUCAAAAUUAUGUUGACACUUUUUAAAUGGUUUCUACCAUUUAUUCAUGAAACAGGCUGAUUUACAGGACAGUCUCAACGUGUUCGCCUUAGUGUUCAACACACAAAAGCCAGUGAGCAACAGUACCAUUUAAUCUGUCACUCAUAGACAUGCGUCUGUCUACAGGAGAAAAAUAAUCCAUUAGUGUUAACAAUUUUGAAUAACCCUGUAUUACCUGCUUUGUUUCCCGUGUCAUUAAUGCUACCAUUCAGCUUGUAGAUCACCUGAGGGCAUGUCACCACAUUUAAUCAUUGUUCCUGACACUUUUCUGGACUUCUAACCUUGGUACUUUUGAAUGAAUUAUUUUCAAGUUUCCUUGCUUCUGUAUCUGUAUGAUCUAUACAUGUAUAGUCUUUUUAUACUGUACUAAACACUUUAAAUGAGGAA
Neoarius graeffei (lesser salmon catfish) is the source of this 3902-nucleotide messenger RNA. RefSeq names its product RIC8 guanine nucleotide exchange factor B (gene ric8b). The transcript is spliced from 10 exons. The coding region runs from base 104 to 1711 and encodes 535 amino acids. Gene Ontology annotation, molecular function: G-protein alpha-subunit binding; guanyl-nucleotide exchange factor activity. Gene Ontology annotation, cellular component: cytoplasm; plasma membrane. Gene Ontology annotation, biological process: G protein-coupled receptor signaling pathway. The record is from RefSeq and is a predicted model, not a curated record. NCBI's taxonomy places the organism in Eukaryota, Metazoa, Chordata, Actinopteri, Siluriformes, Ariidae.